This is a messenger RNA of Emys orbicularis (European pond turtle), 4773 nucleotides long. RefSeq names its product shroom family member 1 (gene SHROOM1). Gene Ontology annotation, biological process: actin filament organization. The record is from RefSeq and is a predicted model, not a curated record. Gene Ontology annotation, cellular component: cortical actin cytoskeleton; adherens junction; apical junction complex. Bases 1 to 4773 code for a protein of 1590 amino acids. The transcript is spliced from 7 exons. Lineage: Eukaryota; Metazoa; Chordata; Testudines; Emydidae. Gene Ontology annotation, molecular function: actin filament binding.
AUGGCUUCCUAUGGGAAUGAGAUAGAACGAUGGAACCUCAAGCAAGCUGGCAAAAUUGCAGAACUGUUGGAGCCAGUGGCCUCACCUGAUUAUGGAAACAGGCUCUCGCCACUUAAAUCCAUCAGCAGCAUAGACCACCUCUUAGACUCUGCUUACAGCUCUUUCUCUGGUGGCUCAAACGUUCCAGAAUAUCAUUCUCCAUCAUAUUAUAAUGAAAACUAUUGUCUGCCCUUAGAGCAAUUGCCAUAUAUGGACUCGGAAUAUGUAAGAGGAAUUUAUAAUCCUAAUGCAAUAAACUCUGAUCCUAAACCCACACAUCAGCACAAGUCACUGGAGCUGAGUAGUCAUCACAACUCUGACAAUACUGGGCUCAGUGGACAAUACAGAAGCACUCCUACCCAUGGGACUUUAUAUCAGCCACCAUCACCUCUGGCUUUACCCCCUCAUCCACCAUCACCACCAGCACGACUUCAUAGCUAUAAAGCUACCAGAAAUUUUGAAAAUACAAGAGGGAAAUCUAAUUCUGGAAAUCAUUUUGACCAUAGUGUACAACUAGCUACUUGUGCUCAGGAUAUUAGCAAUGCCCUUCUCCCCUCUGAUUCAGGGACAAACUGGGUAUCCAGGUCGAAGAAUGAGGGGCUAAUGACCGAGGAAAACAAAGAGAGGGAUCCAUCCCAAGAUGGCACAAAGCAAAACAAGCCUCAUGUUUUCAUCAGACCCUCGUCUAUUAUUUUUCAAGAAUAUUUAAAGUCUGAUUCUUUGGCUAAGACCCCAGAUCUUUUCUGUACUCAGAAUUCAGUCCAAGCUUAUAAAAUUCCUGAGGAGAUGACCUCUAAGUCCUCUCAUUCACUGCAUACCAACCUCAGUGCUGUUAAUGAUACACAAGAGAACAAACAGUAUCUUUUUGCCUGUGGUGUACACAAACCACCCUUUAGAGAAGCAGAUUUGCAAAGCAGAGUCUCAGAAUCCAGCCAACAAAAGGGACAGUUUCCCUGCAUUCAGUGCCCAGGCUGGACUGAAGAGUAUUCAAGCUUGGAUCAGGAUGUAUUGGAGAGUAGUGCAGGCUUAAAAUACAUGGACAGUUCUCUUCCAAGUGAAGAUGUGUCGGAGAAACUGAACAACUCUGAGGACAAGAAUUGGUGCUCCGGCUCCAAAGAAGAAAACAGGAAUGAUGUUUGGGAACUACUUCCCAAUCAACAUAUCAAAAUGCAGAAAUCACCACUGUCCGACUGCUUGGAUGGUAUAGAAACAGAGCCUACUCACCAUGGGGAAUUGGAUUUUGGAAAUAAGCAAUUUUCUGAUAGUGCUGACCAAACAUCUUAUUACAGACCAAACGAUGACUCCCCAUCCCAAUUUCUAAAUGGACUCCAGAGAGAAAUACAAGCUAACAAUAGCGGUCCUGACCUUAGCAUGAACCCAAAGGAAGAGGACAUCCUAAAUCCUGUUCAUCAUAGAAAACACCAACUUGAAUUUCAAAAGAAGCUUGAAAGGCAGCCUCAGGAUGAUUCUGCCAGUGAAAAGAUAAACAGGCAGACAACUCCUCUCCUUUAUUACCUUUCUGGUGGGAAAAACACCAACAUUCUGAGUCACAAAAAUCACACUCAGCAAGAUGAGGACUCGGGGAGUUUGCCUAAGACCUCUCCAAGGAGCAAUCGCCCUGUUUCUGCACAACCUAUAGAGAUACAAAGAGAAAUUAACCAGCUUCAAAAGAACAAACACCAUCUUCAGUGCACAGGGCAUGAUACCAUUAAUGAGACUGGUGAUGUAAUUCUGGGGAGCUCUGCUUCAUCAGUGGAUGAGAGUUUCAAGAAUGAUUACAGGGAAAAACUUAAAGUUGCUCAAAGAAAGGUACUGAGAGAAACAUCUUUCAAAAGAAAGGAUUUACAGAUGAGUUUGCCCAUAAGGCUGAAGCAGAAACCCUCCAAAAGACCUUCAAUUGAUCAUCUCAGAUCGUUGUCCUUAUCCAGUGCAAAUGAGGAUGCUAAAUUGAUUCUUCCUCCCAAGUCUCUGGAAAACAGCAGCAAAGAUGAAGAAACAAAGAGGCCACAAGCUGCUCGAAUAGGAGGAAGAAAAAGGAUAACAGAAGAACAAAAGAAAUUGUGCUAUUCUGAACCCGAGAAGCUCAAUAAACUGGACGAUCAGCAAGAUCAGGGUGUACCAUGGAGGGAAGAAAGCACAGGGGUCAGGUCGGAUGAAAUUAAUGAACAAGAUUCAAUGGCAGGCAGAAGAAAGAUUCUGGAAAACCGAGGGAGUGCGCUUGCCAGUUCCAAUCUCUCCAAGACCGAGUUGAAGCAAAUCCAGCAUACUGCACUUAUUGAAUACAUGGAACGAAAGAUUGCACAAAGGCCCGCUAGUGCUCUGCAGAAACCGCCCCUGCAGAAGAGGCCUUCCAAUGCUAAGAGGCUUCCUGAGGGCAAGACUUCCAACGCAGAUAUUAGCAGGAAGACCCAAAAUAAUGAGGUAAUCUGCCAAUUUCUCUCUCCAGAAAGAAUUCCAGAACCCUCCCCUGCUUUAAUUGCCACAGGGAUCUGGACCAGUAGACACAGUGCUAGUUCUUCUGCUACUGAGGCAGUACAUUCAAAACCCAAGUCUGCUGCCAGGGAAACAGACGGAAACUGCACCGGCAAAUGUGCUUCAGCUGAAAAUCUCCUUCCAUCAGGGGCUUCUGCAUCCAGCAAAGAUCGAGAACGAUCAAAAUCAUCUCCUUCUCCUGCAUGGGACCUUCAUAGAUGUACAACUUUCCCGGCAUCAUCAAUUCAAGGUUGUGAAAACUAUCCCAUCAUCCCCAGCUUUCUAGCAAAGAAUGAAGUCGAGUUGGCAGAGGAAAAAGACUGUGUGAGAGAUGAAAAGCAGCGAGUCUGCACAGCCAGAGGAAGGGGAAAGUCUAUGGAAGAAAUUGGAAUUUCAGAAACUGUAAGACUUUCAUUGUUGAGCCAAAGCACAGAUCAGCUUCAUCACAUGAAAAGCCUGCACAUCUUGCCAGUGCCUGGACUUGAACGUGGUAAAAACAGCUCAGCUGCAAACCAUCAAAGUGAUCUGCACAGCACCAAGUCUGUAUCAGGAAAUCUGCCCAGACAAAUAAAUACUGAAGACAUUGUGGGGCUCAAGAGAUCAGAUACAACGGUCCAAAAACUUGAAAGGCUUCCUAGCACAACAAAGCCCUAUGGCAUUUCCUUAAGUACUGAAAAUCUACCCCCAUGGUGUGUAUCCUCCCUGGGCACAUUGCAAUCUCCACUAUUACAUUCAGAGUCUCCUCUUCACUCUCCACUGCCCCUGUCUUCUGUGGAAGAAGACAAUGUUUUCUUCAAUGACUCCGUCACUAAUGGCUUAGAAAUAACGUCAAAGCCUUCUUGUCUCUAUGGACAAAGUGAUACUUUAGUUUCAAGAACAGACAUGCCAGAAUCUCUCCUGACAGUAUUGUCUUUGCAAGUUGCCUUGGAGGGAAAGCAAAGUAAAGCAGAACAAAAAGCCAGACUCCAGAUUCCUGAGAAAGACGAAUCCAGUCUUGGGAGUAGGAAUGAGGAGAAUAAAGACAGUAGUGCAGUUGUGAAUUCAUGUUGUCCAGAUGUCAAGGAACUAACUCCUGAAAUCCCUAUUCUGUUCCCCAGAAGAGGAGGCAAUGAAGAGACUCAGGUGGAAAAAGAAUGCAGAGUAAAAUCUCUGGCUGGAAAUGCUUCAAAGGGAACCCCCCGUCCGCAAUUAGAGGCAAAUGAUAUUGCACUUUCCCAGGAAAAAAUAAAUUGCCACACGGCAUCAUCAGCUCAGUCCGAGCAAGGAGAUAAAAUCAGUAGUUCAGCCUUAAAUGAAAAAGCAGCAUACAACAGCCAGAAUCGUGUCCUGCCAGAAAAGGAGACAGAUUUUCCUAAAAGGAGACUGAAAUCCCCUGAAGACCAGAGAUAUGAAGAACUUGUUAUGGAGAUCAUUGCCAAAGACAAUUCUCUGGCUGAUAUCCUCAUCCCUCGUCCUACUAGAAAAACUGCACUAGACCUCCUGGAGGGCCUUUUUCCUGUUAACAUUUCAAUGUCUGACAGAUCACACAGGAAUAAGGGAGCUAGAAUGAGAGAAGAGGUGCAGCCUGUUCUAGAAAAUGAUAGCAGGAAAAGUAUUGACGGUCCAACAGAACCAUGUUCUGAAGCUGAACGCAGUGCAGGUCACAGUACAGAAGAUCCCAAUUCUAACAUGAACCAAAUCCUGAUUAAGAACGGAGAUGGCUCAAGUGACCUUGAUGAUCUCACUUCCAAGAAAAAGGAACUUAUUUCUAGCAUCCAAUCAAAACUGUACACCCUCUGGGAAGAAAGGGAACUUGUCCUAUCCGAAACCAAGGAGUAUGCUCUGCGUGGCAAAGAGCUAGAGGCAAUGGUACAAGAUGUCUGCAAGCCCAAUGAAUAUGAGCGCUACCUGAUGUUCGUUGGUGAUCUGGAAAAGGUAGUGAGCCUGCUGCUCUGUUUGUCCAGCCGCCUCGCUCGCGUCCAAAAUGCCAUGAGGAAAAUCAAUGAGAAUACAGAUGCUGAGGAGAAGCAAUCAUUAAAUGAGCGGCACAACCUCCUGUCUAGACAGCGGGAAGAUGCAAAAGAUCUGAAAGAAAACCUGGAUCGCAGGGAAAGAGUGGUUUCUGGUAUCCUUUCCAAAUACCUGACUGACCAGCAACUCCAGGACUACAAACACUUUGUUCAAGUGAAGACCUCUUUACUGAUUGAACAGAAAGACCUUGAGGAGCAGAUUAAAUUUCUCGAGGAGCAGCUGGAGAGCCUAGAGAAGAGCAUCCUGCUCUGA